This is a messenger RNA of Linum trigynum, 297 nucleotides long. NCBI's taxonomy places the organism in Eukaryota, Viridiplantae, Streptophyta, Magnoliopsida, Malpighiales, Linaceae. The record is from the annotation of a GenBank genome assembly.
AUGCAGGGCGACGAGGAUGGAACAUGCAAGGCGAUGCAGGGGACGAUGAUGACGACGGCGACCGAAGAUCGACCUGCUGCUACUGCCGAUAGGCCUUGGAUCUGGAGGAUGAAGAAGGGGCGGAGACUGAGACCACUUCGAUUAUUUCGGCUUUGCAGUUCUCAUCAACCUCCGCGAAUGAAGAAGGACGGGAUGGCGACGAAGACCGAUGAUCGAUUCGCUGCUGCAGCCUGCAGCGACCCCUUCUCCUUCUUGGCCUUCUUUUGCUGGAUCUCGAUGGCGGACGACAGCGAUUGA